Asparagus officinalis (garden asparagus) is the source of this 441-nucleotide messenger RNA. RefSeq names its product zinc finger protein ZAT5-like. Bases 1 to 441 code for a protein of 146 amino acids. The transcript has a single exon. The record is from RefSeq and is a predicted model, not a curated record. Lineage: Eukaryota; Viridiplantae; Streptophyta; Magnoliopsida; Asparagales; Asparagaceae.
AUGGCGGGCGUGCUCAUGCUGCUAUCCCGAGACGGGGCCCACUACGAAGGCAGGGAAAUGGGCCUGGGCCUUUCGGGCCGCUCGCAGCCGGGCCGAGUGUUUGAAUGCAAGACCUGCAUCGGAGGCCACCGGGCCAGCCACAAGAAGCCCAGGAUGAGCGAUAGUGGGCCGGGCCAGGGAAAGCCCAGGGUGCACGAGUGCUCGGUCUGUGGGCUUGAGUUCGCCAUCGGGCAGGCCUUAGGAGGCCACAUGAGGAGGCACAGGGCCGACGGAGGCGUGCACGUGCACGAGCAAGUGCAAGUGCACGGGCGUGGGGAGAAGAAGAGGGUGUGGCUGGACUUGAACUUGCCGGCGCCGGAGAAUGAGAUGGAAUGUAGGAAGAAUAUGGGGUUUGGGAUUGAGAUCGGGGAGAAGAUUCCAAUGGUGGAUUGCUUCCAUUGA